Molecule: messenger RNA, 2584 nt
Organism: Branchiostoma floridae (Florida lancelet)
Lineage: Eukaryota; Metazoa; Chordata; Leptocardii; Amphioxiformes; Branchiostomatidae
Product: short-chain dehydrogenase/reductase 3-like
Exons: 6
Coding region: 570-1508 (312 amino acids)
Cellular component (GO): lipid droplet
Molecular function (GO): oxidoreductase activity, acting on the CH-OH group of donors, NAD or NADP as acceptor
Source: RefSeq, a predicted model, not a curated record
GAAAAAAAAGCCCCCUCUUCACCCCAACACACACAUAUACAUACACCCCGUCCGUCCUGUUUCCCCAUGCUAUGGGUCAGUGAGAGGACACUGCUUCAGAAAACAGGUGAAAUACGAUACUUUCCCACGUACAGGUGAAAAGUGUACCCAAAGAGGUUGUUGGUAUACCAUUAUACAACACACACAUCCCAUGGCACUGGAAACGUAGGGUCACAAGGCAACCAGCUCUGUGUACAUUCGGUAUUGGGUGUCAUGUUUGGGCAAUUACAACAAGAGAACAUGUUUCCUUCAGACCUUUCCGCAAGCGCGUAUGAGGAUCCGGUUGGGCCGGAGGUGGAAGAAACCAAAUUCUAAACACCCGAGGGAAUCUCUCGAGGGAAUAGCGGCUACUUAAAGCUGUUGUCUGUAUGCACCACUCAGCAAAUACUAGUAACUAACACUGCUGUGAACGCUAUGCUCUGAAAUCCGUCUGUAAAAACAAAUUUGUAUUUCGUGGUGGCCUGGAUACGGAUAACCUGACCUCCCUAUGUAAGGAGCAAUUUUGGACUCGUCCCAGAUUCUCAACAAUAAUGGCGCACUUUUUGACAAGGGUGCUUAAAGCGCUGUGUGAGUCUCCCUUGCGGAUCCUUCUCCUUUUCUUCGUUGUCCUUUUCCGUAGCUGCCAGUACGUCUGUGUGCGUGUGCUGCGGGCGGAGCGACGGAAGAGCGUGAGCGGGGAGACGGUACUGAUCACCGGGGCCAGCCGGGGGAUCGGCCGGUGCCUUGCCUUAGAGUUUGCCAAACACGGAGCCGACACGAUUGUCCUGUGGGGCCGGGAUGAAGAAAAAUUAUCUUCUGUAAAAAAGGAGGUCGAAGACAUCGGAACGUCCCGGUGUCAUUACUACAGGUGUGACGUAGGAGAUCGCGAACAGGUGUACAGAACUAUUCAAAAGGUACAGGAGGAUGUUGGGACGAUAACGAUUCUGGUCAACAACGCGGGCGUUGUUCACGGUGGAACACUGCUGGAAACGAAGGACGACAAAAUCGAGGAAACGCUUCGGGUCAACACAUUGUCUCAUUUCUGGACUACGAAAUCUGUACUUCCCUCCAUGCUCGCCAGAGGGCGCGGUCACGUGGUCGGCAUAGCCUCGACAUUGGGGCUGUUCGCGCUGCCCGGGGUUUCAGACUACGUCACGUCCAAGUUCUCCCUGGUCGGGUUCUAUGAGUCGCUGGCGGCGGAGCUGAGAGAACAAGGCCACCGUGAUGUCGGUGUGACGUGCGUGUGUCCGGGACACACCACUACUGACAUGUUUAAGGACCUCACAACACAGCCAUUUUCACUGACACCUCAGCAAGUCGCUGAGCAGACAAUAGAGGCUGUAAAAACCAACCAACGUCGGGUUAUUCUUCCCCGUGUCAUGCAUCUAACCUGGAUUCUCAAAAGCUGGCUGCCUGGAUCCUGGAUGCGGAACGUACUGUACGUUACCGGAGCCAUGAAGGACAUGGACAACUUCUGUGCAAAACGCUGACAUACUACUGGUACAUGACGGGACUCUAACAUGCUCUACAUGCGACGACAUGAAUGUCUGAAACACUCUACAGGCGAAGUAGCUGAUGUAGAAAAGAACGAGAAUAUUUGCAAGAAAACGCAUAUAUAUUUCCCUUCAUAUGGUCUAGCCUAACAAACAACUGCUGUUUUUUCUUACUCAAACAUAUAAAAACAUACGGUGACCAGUACCUCCAGCUCUAUCCUGCCACUUGCUACAUAACGAUAUCGAACACUUUAGAGUGUUUUUUUUUUUUACUUUACUAGAAACUAUACGGUAGCAGUUGUCUGGUCAAGGUCAUUGACCGAAUUUCUUUGGAACAGAAGAAUUAGAGGAAGAGACCGAGAAAAACAGUAUAUUACCUUCUGUGAAGGUUGAUAUAAAACAACAGACAUAAAACAUCUGGUCCUAGACCAUAGCUAGCCCUGGGGAAAAUAGCAACCCCUAUUCCUAAGCAGAAGCAAGAACUUCGGGGAUACAAGCCCAGUCAUGUUUGGGACCGCAUCAUUCUCAAAGCGCCACCUAGCGAUGGGAAAUAGAUAGCACCAGUCAUCAUUUCACACAGGUUGCAGCAGGUUUGACUUUGACUUUAUUCAGAUCCACUUUUAGCUAUUACAACAUUAUGUUGCCAGCUAUUCUUCCAGUGGUCUACAUAAAAUAGGUACCAGACGGACUACCGAAACGUUGUCAGGCAAACAUCCUAUUGGCUGAUUGUCAGCCAAUAACUUUUGAGGUAGCCUGAUUUAAUCGCGCUUCUCAGGCCCGUCGUACAUUGCCGCGGGGAGGAGUCUACAAGCUCUGGAUAGCGGAGUUUGCGUUACACAGACUACUUUUGAGGCUGGGUGUAAUAUUUCCAGACACAAGGUGAUCCCAUGGAUGAAUAUCAAACGAUUCUAACUUGUCUUCCACUGCCAUACUGUAUCAGAAAAAGAAUUUUAACUCAAUAUUUAGAGUGAAGUAGUAGUACGUUACAUGUACUUGCAACUAGCCUCGAACUACGGGCAAGAAUUUGGAAUAAGCUCAUCAUUGAUGGUUAAAAAUGAAUCGGUACUAUCUAA